AUGUCACUGGCUUCGAUUCCCGCAGCGGUGUCCGCAGACGGUACGUUUGAGGCAUAAUGCCUCAAGUAAAAAAGGAGGUGGUACAUUUUGAAAAUUUUUUGUUAGCAUGCU
Molecule: messenger RNA, 111 nt
Organism: Didymodactylos carnosus
Lineage: Eukaryota; Metazoa; Rotifera; Eurotatoria; Philodinida; Philodinidae
Source: the annotation of a GenBank genome assembly